This is a messenger RNA of Peniophora sp. CBMAI 1063, 558 nucleotides long. Lineage: Eukaryota; Fungi; Basidiomycota; Agaricomycetes; Russulales; Peniophoraceae. The record is from the annotation of a GenBank genome assembly.
AUGGACACCAAGGAUACACAGGAUUCGAAGGCAAGACAAGCUGAUAUGGAGGCCUACUUCUCCAAGAGCACCGAGCGUGUCCGCUACGCCUUUGGUCGCGCCGAGGAGCAAUAUGUUGCACCGUUCCUAUCCUUUUAUGUGGAGGCUUUCACACAAAGGCCUAUAAUCACUACGUUUGUUACCGUCUUCACGGCACUGUCGUUUUGGCCAAUCGUAACUUUCGUUGGAAUGGUGAUUGGUGGCUUUGCUGUUAUACUUGGGCUCGGAAUAUGUAUUGCCCUCACCAUUUACGCCGCCUUGUUCGCACUCGCAGCCGGAACACUCUUGGCGAUCCUUCUGCUACUACUAUUCGGCUCUGUCCUCAUCACUGCGGGCAUCCUGAUUGCGUUCGCUACCGGGUAUCUCACCCGUCGCUUCUACCAGCGUAUCCGCGAUCAAGGUCGAGAAGGCAUUGGCGCCUUCGUCGAAGAUGUGACUCAACUAGUCAUACCCGCAAGACGCACCUCAGCUAUUGACAGAGACGAAAGCUCUGACGGUUCUGCUGUGGUUGUCAACUGA